AUGAGUAGAGAUCCAGGCCCUCUCCAUGAGGCUGUCUGGGAGCAGCCACCUCAGGACUCCUUUGAGCCAGAAUGGAUGCCGCCAGAAGUCAUUCCUUCACACAGAUGUCAGAAGUGGAUGGAUAGACAGAUAAGUCCUCUCCAUGAGCCUAUCCAAGAGCAGCCACCAUUGGGCUCCUCCCCCAUAGAACCAAUUCUGCCAGUGGUUAUUCCACCAUGCAGCUGUCAGAAGGGAAGGGAGAAACUCCUAAGCCCUCUCCAUGAUUCUGGCUUUGACCAACAGCCAUUGCUUUCGUCCUCUAGAGAGCAGACUCCAUCAGUUGCCAUUGCACCUGGAAGUUAUCAGAAGGGAAGGGGGAGAUACCCAGGCCCUCUUCAUGAACCUGUUUGGGAGCAACCACCGUUGGCCUAUUACCCUCCAGAACUCAUUCCACCAUGCAAUCAACAAACAUGGAGGGAUAAACCCUCUGACUCAGAUCAACCGCCAUUGGGUUCCUCAUUCACAGCCCAGUCUCCAUCAGUGGCUAUUGAACAUGAAAGCUAUCAGAAAGUGAAGGAGAGAUAUCCGGGCCUUCUCCAUGAACUUGUAUGGGAGGAACCAGAACUGGGAUCAUCUUUCCUAGUGCAAACUCCAUUAGUGGCCAUUCCACCUUCCAGCUGUCAGAAAGAGAGACAGCCUUACCCUACCCAUGAGCCCACCUUGAACCAACAUCCACUGUGUCCCUCCCUCCCAGAACAUACUCGAUCAGUGGCCAUUGCCCCUGGCACCUGUCAGAAGAGGAGAGAGACACACCUAGGCCCUCUUCAUGAGACUGUCUGGGAGGAAUUACCAGUGGGCGCCACUCCCCUAUGGCAGACUCCAUUGGUGAUAAUUCCACCUGGCAACUUUCAGAAGGGGAUGAAGAGGCAGGCAGACCUUUUCCAUGCACCAAGCUCUUCCCAACCAGACCAGACUUCAUCAGCAGCCACUGCACCUUCCAGCUGCCAGAAGGGGAAGGAGAGAAACCUCAGCCCUCUCCAGGCACCUAUCUGGUUCCGACUGAACAGAGAGCGAAGCCCUCUCCAUGAGCCUGUCUGGGAUUAA
Messenger RNA from Rhineura floridana, 1083 nucleotides. RefSeq lists its product as uncharacterized. The transcript has a single exon. NCBI's taxonomy places the organism in Eukaryota, Metazoa, Chordata, Lepidosauria, Squamata, Rhineuridae. Bases 1 to 1083 code for a protein of 360 amino acids. The record is from RefSeq and is a predicted model, not a curated record.